Psilocybe cubensis is the source of this 975-nucleotide messenger RNA. RefSeq lists its product as uncharacterized. The record is from RefSeq and is a predicted model, not a curated record. The transcript is spliced from 6 exons. NCBI's taxonomy places the organism in Eukaryota, Fungi, Basidiomycota, Agaricomycetes, Agaricales, Agrocybaceae. The coding region runs from base 1 to 975 and encodes 324 amino acids.
AUGCCUCCUCAACCUCCUCCCUCAAACACCUCUGACAAUUCAGGUCGCAGGCCUUCUGCCCCACCGCCCGGUGGCACUGUCGGGCCCGAUAUUCCUCCCAACGAGGAACAACUGUGGACAGCUAGGGAGAUGAGAAUUCUGAGAGGCAACGUUCAAAACUACAAAGACACACCGAGAUUAUCCAAAUCAGACUUUAUUUGGAAUACUAUUGUGCCGUUAAUCAAAGCCACAUGGGAUUACAAGUAUUCGGAGGUUGCAAUGAGAGCCAAUAAAGCCUUGUUCAAUGAAUGGAAAGCUAAGAAAGAUAGACUCUUUAAUUGGUUUGCUAACCAUGCCUCAACCCCUCAAAAUGCCAAGUUGGAUGGUAUUCAUGGACAAGCAACCUUUCAAAGUGUUUUUUGGGAGAAAAAGGCAGCCAAAAUUGAAGAAGAAGUGCAGCUUUUAUCGGGAAAUGCACGAUGGGGUAGCCCUCAAUGGAUUAAGUUUUAUCAGCAGGCAAGAAAGCAAGUUGAAUCUAGGCUUAUUAUGAAGGAGAGAGAGGAAUAUGCUCAAAUAUUAGAGGAGUGGAAAAAGAAGGGUUUCUCCAAGACUUUAAAAGCAAAGACCGCAAAACGACAAGGAAAGAAGAUUCUUCACCAAAUGGAUCGAAUAAAGUGGCUGAGGAUGGGGAUGAGAUCCAUUACAUUUGAAGGCCAUUAUGAUCUUGAUGGAAAAAUUGAAUACUCAAUGACACAAACACACAAUCUAGGGUUGGAUGACCCUCGCGUUCCUUCAUUUGGACAACUAUUUACAGAUGAAUUAAAGUCGUUCAGAAGGGCGUUUGUAAAAUAUCUUGUCAAGGUUUCAGAGAUUGAAAACGGAGUAUUAAUUCCCGCCGUCCCCGCAGGCACUUUUCUUGAAAAGGAUUUGAAGUUCAAUAGCAAUGGAUUUCUGUUGAAUCUAUAUGAACUGAGUGUAUGCCUUGGCAAAAAAUAA